Scheffersomyces amazonensis is the source of this 1493-nucleotide messenger RNA. It is a transcript of the gene SPT14, whose product is annotated as phosphatidylinositol N-acetylglucosaminyltransferase. Gene Ontology annotation, molecular function: phosphatidylinositol N-acetylglucosaminyltransferase activity. Gene Ontology annotation, cellular component: glycosylphosphatidylinositol-N-acetylglucosaminyltransferase (GPI-GnT) complex. Lineage: Eukaryota; Fungi; Ascomycota; Pichiomycetes; Serinales; Debaryomycetaceae. Gene Ontology annotation, biological process: GPI anchor biosynthetic process. Bases 116 to 1462 code for a protein of 448 amino acids. The record is from RefSeq and is a predicted model, not a curated record. The transcript has a single exon.
UUUUUUUUUUUUCGCGACCAAUGCAGGUUUGGGCCGAGACAUCACAUGUGUUAAGUCCGGUUAAACAACGCAGUAGUAACUAUACCAAUUACCGUAAAUAACACUCACAAAUGCAAUGGGGUAUAAUAUAGCGAUGGUCUCGGACUUCUUCUUCCCGCAACCGGGAGGAGUCGAGUUUCAUGUCUAUCAUUUAUCUCAAAAAUUGAUUGACUUGGGACAUUCAGUCAUUAUAAUUACUCAUGAUUAUGGAUCAAGAAAUGGGAUUCGAACAUUAACUAACGGACUAAAAGUUUAUUAUGUACCAUUUUUUGUUCUCUAUAGAAGUUCUACAUUUCCAACUGUAUUUCUGGCAUUUCCAAUUCUUCGAAAUAUUUUUAUAAGAGAACUGAUAGAUAUUGUUCAUGGUCAUGGAUCAUUAUCAAAUUUAUGUCAUGAAGCUAUAUUUCAUGGUAGAACUAUGGGAUUAAAAACUGUAUUUACUGAUCAUUCAUUAUUAGGUUUUGCUGAUGUAGGAUCUAUACUUGGUAAUAAAGCUUUAAAAUUUACUUUAAGUGAUAUUGGUCAUGUUAUUUGUGUAUCUCAUACUUGUAAAGAAAAUACUGUAUUAAGAGCUUCAUUAGAUCCAUUAGAUGUUUCAGUAAUUCCUAAUGCAGUUAUAUCUCAAGAUUUUUAUCCACCUCCUCCUACUUCUUCAAAUAAAAGAAUUAAACUGAAAAUUAUUACUAUUGUAGUAAUUACAAGAUUAUUUCCUAAUAAAGGUGCUGAUUUAUUAAUUGCUUGUAUUCCUGAAAUUUGUAAAGCAAAACCUGAAGUUAAUUUUUUAAUUGCUGGUGAUGGACCUAAAUUUUUAGAUUUAGAACAAAUGAGAGAGAAAUAUUUCCUUCAAGAACGGGUAUCAUUAAUUGGAGCCAUUAAACAUGAAGAAGUUCGUGAUGUAAUGGUUCAAGGUGAUAUUUAUUUACAUCCUUCACUUACAGAAGCUUUUGGAACUGUAUUAGUUGAAGCUGCAUCAUGUGGUUUAUAUGUUGUAACUACUAAAGUUGGAGGUAUUGCAGAAGUAUUACCAGGUCAUAUGACAAGUUUUGCUGAACCAGAACAAAGUUCCUUAGUUAAUGCAGCUUUAAAUGCUAUAGAAUUAAUUGAAAAGGGAGAUUUAGAUACUUCAAAAUUUCAUUCAGAAGUUGCUAAUAUGUAUAGUUGGGCUAAUAUUGCUAAAAGAACAGAAAAUGUUUAUAAAUCCAUGGAUACAGGUGAUCAUAAUGUUGAUUUAUAUCAUAGAUUAAAGAAAUAUUACUAUUGUGGAGUAAUUGCUGGGAAAUUAUAUGUAUUAUGUGUCAUAGUUGAUAUAAUGCUAUAUGUAAUACUUGAGUUUCUAUAUCCUGCAAAUGAGAUCGAUAAAGCUACAAAAUGGCCCAAGAAAAUAAAGUCCCAACAUGAUGAUAAUAAUGAAGUUAAUAAUUAAAUUAAUUUAGUUUAGUUUAGUUUAAUUUAAU